CAGGAGCAUCGGAGACGUCACUGGGGCGCGGGGAAGGAGGACCGCCGGCAGAGUAGCGGAGACGUCACCGGGGCGUGGGAUAGGAGGAUCGCCGGCGGAGCAGCACCGCAGCGCAGCUGGCGAGAGGCACGCCCUCCACCAGAUCCAGCACGGGGAGGACGAGGCCAGGAGAGACCCCAGGGCGAGAGGAUGAAUCCCGCCGCCGGCCGCCGGCGGGCUUUGCCUGGCGACGUCUGCCGACAGCGGCGAGGGAAGGUGGUCGAGCGGCGGCGGCUAGGGUUCCCGCCCGAGCCGCCUCUAGGGAGACGACGCGGGGGCGCGGGAGCUUCAAUAGGAAUUCGAUCCUCCAAAAUUCCUGCGAUUUUCCCUUGUUCCAAACGGGGCCUAAGUUCCAAGGAAGGACUAGAGAUGCUAUGUGGUAAUCCCAAAUCCCAAGUCACCAAGGUGCUCUUAGGUAGUCUCAAAUCGCAAGUCACAAAAGUUCUUCGCUUGGUCAGUCCAAGCAUAACGAGGCCUUGUUCAUCACGUUCACGUGAACAAAUAUUCCAUUGCACACAUGGUACGUAAAGUGCUACCGAAUUGGAGCGAUAAAUCCGAAGGCUGCAAUGCACAGCUCCAUUAAUCCCAUUGCUCCUAAUCCAAUGUCGUCCCGGCCAGCCGUCGACCCCGAGUCGUCCCCGGCGGCGCAGCAGGCUCCACUGCUCGGCAACGCUGACGGCCGGACACAAACAACAACCGUUGUAGGCAAGGCCCUGAGCAGCACCGCGGACCUCGCGAAGCACCUACCCACCGGAGCCGUGCUGGCCUUCGAAUUCCUCUCGCCGACCUUCACCGCCGACGGCAGCUGCACGGCCGCCAACCGCGCGCUCACCGGCUGCCUCAUCGGCGCCUGUGCCCUCUCGUGCUUCCUCCUCUGCUUCACCGACAGCUACCGCGACGAGACGGGCACCGUGCGCUACGGCUUCGUCACGCCCAGCGGUCGCCUGAGACUCAUCGACGGCGCCCAGCAGAUGCCGCCGCGGGACGAGAGAUACCGGCUCCGCGCGAGGGACGUGCUGCACGGGGUGCUGUCGUUCGUGGUGUUCCUGGCCGUGGCCAUGGUGGACAGCAACGUCGUGGCGUGCUUCUACCCCGUGGAGUCCGCCACGACGAGGCAGCUGCUCGCCGCAGUGCCCAUGUCUGCCGGAGCGGCGGGGAGCUUCUUGUUCGCCAUGUUCCCGUCCACGCGCCGGGGAAUCGGCUUCCCCGUCGCAGGCACGUCAUGAAUCAAUAUUGUUUUAUCAGUUUGUCUAAUUUACAUCUAAGCUUUCACAAAUAACAUAGCACCAAGGAAAAAAAAAGGUUGGGACAAAAAAAAACAGACCAUAAACAUAGUGAACGUCAAGUUAGAUGUGACAUAAUUAUGUCACAUCUAGAUGUGUCCUAGACAAACUCUUGUUUUAUUUUGGAAAUAAUUCGCACACCACCAGAGCCAUCGAGAAAUUUCCGCUUCAGUUGGUGUUAGUUUCUUUACAUUUUCCUCUAAAAUUUCCGCCACCAGGAAGUGAGAGCUACGCUUUGUCUUACCUCUUCCGGUCUUAAUUCCAUUUGAUCAAAGGUGGGAGAGAAUGUCCCUAAACCUGAAAACAAGUGGAGAAAAUAAACGAAAUUAAGACCGGCUGGUGCCCUUGUCGAUCAUGUGCAUGUCUGGCUGGAUUUAAGUAUCGUCUAUGAAUCGUGUGCAUUCUAUCGUGUGUAUAGCACUGCUGUUCCGAAUAUGUGCCCAACGCGUGAUACAUAGCGACGACUUGAAGCAUCACUUGGCACGCUCCGAGGCUCAAUAAAAUGACCUCUGCGGGAGUGCUUCAAGGGAUUAGUUGUUCCCGUGUAGCACCUGCACUACCAGUUUUUACGGCCGGUUGUACGUUUUACAUUCCAAAAAAUAGUAGCAGAUUGUAUCUUCUUCAGAAAAAAAAAUACGGGGCUGUACUAAAAAACAUAGCAAGCGGAUCGCUUGAAACAUGUCAGUUUUUAUUUAUUUUCUGCAGAUUUGGAAAAAUGUCAUGAAUUUGAAUUUUUUUUCACAAGUUGGAAAAUGUACAUAAAUUUUUAAAAACUUUCAUAAUUACAAAAACAAUCCAUGAAUUUAAAAUGUGUUCAUGAUUUGAUGUACAAGAUUAAAGAUGUUCACAAAUUUAAAAAAUGAGCCAAUUACACCAUUGGUGCUAGAACUUGGCACAAAUGAUCACUUUAGUGCUAGAACUUGUGGUGUACAUAUAAGUGGUUCAAAAACUUGGCUUGAUGGUGCAAAUACGGUGUUGCAUAUGCCUGUGUCGCGGACUAGGCGUGCCAGCAUGGCGGGACCCACU
This is a messenger RNA of Aegilops tauschii subsp. strangulata, 2348 nucleotides long. RefSeq names its product protein DMP6-like. The record is from RefSeq and is a predicted model, not a curated record. Gene Ontology annotation, biological process: endomembrane system organization. NCBI's taxonomy places the organism in Eukaryota, Viridiplantae, Streptophyta, Magnoliopsida, Poales, Poaceae.